CUCUAACCCUAUAUAUACAGUACAAAGCACUAAGAACUUGUUCUUUUUCUUUCUUGUACAAGCUAAUACCCAAAAAGGCCAUGGGGCAAGGAGAGGAGGUGAAAACAAGGCCAGACCCUAAAGUGGAGAUCCAAGAGAGAGGGGAUAUAUUUUUCUUCUACAGGCCCAAAAUUGGAAAGAUGGAAGCUCAUGGCGCUGAUGAUGUGCAGAAGAUGUACAUAGUCCUUCGACCAGAGUCUGGUGAAAGACCACUUGAAGAGAAACAGUCUCCAGAUUCAGGAAAGGAAGGUAAGACAAGAUCAAAAGAAAAUAAAGAAAAUGAUAAUGGGGAUGCUGACAAAGAAAAACCUGAAGGUGGCCAUGGUGCUGAGGAGGUGAACAUUGAGAAGCAAAUGCUGCUUAGGUUUAUUGUAAUGGGAAGGAAAAGCCUUCCAGAUCCAAGCCAGAGGAGUAGACCUUAUUGGGGAUUUGUAGAGAUGGUCACUACAAAAACUGAAGAUAUAAAGACUGCUCUUAAAGGAGAAGAGUAUGAUACAUCGACCCGUGGCCACCGCCAACAAGCACCGGCAAGUGCUCUUGCAGAGGGAGUCUACCGCAUUCUAAGGCAUCAAUUUGGUCGACAAACUCACACUCACCUCAUUUACAAGCUGGAGUUUCCAACUGAAGACAAGCAUAAUGAACCACAGGAGGAGCUCAACAUAGAACAUGAAGGCUCCUUCAUUAUCCAGAUAAGGAAUCCAGAAGAGUCUGGCCACAGCAGUGGCUUUGGUGGACUUCAGAGCAAGCGGCGUGCGGCAUUUCCAGCAAGCCUCCAAGGUUGUCUCGGGAAGCGUCGGUUUGCAGCAGCAGAUCCUCCUGACUUUCUCAACUAUGAGGGAUGUGAGUUUCUGCUGAUUUCGGCUUCUGAUGAUAUUGACAGGGAGUUGGGGUUGGAUCUGAAAACAGAAUCUGAGGGUGAGGAGGAAACUGCUGAGUCCUGUUCUGACUUGAUAAAGUUGUUUGGAGAUUCUGCUUCUUCAAAACCUCUGUUCAGUGGGACUUGGGUUUGAAAACUGUAGUCUUUUGAACUUAAUGAGCUAAUGAUAUAUGCUAAAUCGAGCAAAAUUUUUGCCCACUUGAAUGAUUGAUGUGGAAUAUUAGGUAUGGUAUAAAUUAUGGAAG
This is a messenger RNA of Dendrobium catenatum, 1161 nucleotides long. RefSeq lists its product as uncharacterized. The record is from RefSeq and is a predicted model, not a curated record. Lineage: Eukaryota; Viridiplantae; Streptophyta; Magnoliopsida; Asparagales; Orchidaceae. The transcript has 6 exons. Bases 81 to 1049 code for a protein of 322 amino acids.